AUUGAUUAGUGUCCAAAUUCUUGACUUGUAUUCUUUGGUUGAGUAUCAACAUACUGAGUUUGAAACAGAAGGAGAUGGAGGGAGAGGGAACCAGAAAAUUGCAUGAAAAAUAUCCGAUGAACGGUGGUGAUGGAUCCUACAGUUAUGCCAAGAACUCUACAUACCAGAAAGGAGUAACUGAUGCUGCAAAAGAAGUUGUAACUAAGGCAAUUGUGGAUAAGCUUGACAUGGAAAUACUACUUUCACCAAAGACUUUUUCUAUUGCAGAUUUGGGUUGUUCUGUAGGGCCAAAUACUUUGUUCUCAGUUCAAAAUAUUCUGGAAGCAGUGGAAUCCAAGUGUCAGACUCAAAUCCCAGAAUUUCAAGUUUUCUUUAAUGAUCAUAUCUCAAAUGACUUUAACCUUCUCUUCAAUUCCCUCCCUUUGGACAGAAAAUAUUAUGCUGUGGGAGCACCAGGUUCUUUCUAUGGUCGCAUAUUUCCUAACAAUUCAAUUCACUUUUUUCACUCUUCUUAUUCUAUGCAAUGGCUUUCGAGAGUACCAAAGGAAUUAGUGAACAAGAGCUCUCUAGCUUGGAACAAAGGGAGAAUCCAUUACUCAACUUCUGCAGAUGAAGUUGUUUGGGCUUAUCAAAAUCAAUUUGCCAAAGAUGUUGAUUGGUUUCUGAAUUGCAGAGCACAAGAGACUGUGUGUGGAGGGCUCAUGGUGCUUAUUAUUCCCGGCCGCCCUAAUGAAACGCCUCACUCUCAGACUUUACAGUCCAUGAUUUUUGAACUUCUAGGAUCUUGCCUCAUGGACAUGGCAAAAAAGGGAAAGACAAGUGAGGAGAAAGUAGACUCCUUUAACAUACCAAUUUAUUAUACAUCCCCCCAAGAACUUGAAAUUGUUGUGGAACAAAACAGAUGUUUUAGCAUAGAGAGACUUGAGAUCAUACCUCAAGUAUACUCACAAGCAACUCUUUCGGAGAAAGCUCAAGAACUUUCAUCUCACAUGAGAGCUGCCACUGAAGGACUAUUCAAGGAGCAAUUUGGAGAAGAGAUCUUAGAUGACCUUUUCGAAUCCUACAGGAAUAAAGUUCAAGAGAACUUUUCUACCUUCCAAUUAGGCGUAGGGAUUAAUUUUUUUGUGCUUCUUCAGCGUAAAUCAACAAACUAAAACACAUGUUUUGUUUAUUUAUGAAUCAUGAAGUGUACAAGCCUAGAUUGAUUUUAUCCCACAUUCCUUUUGCCCAGAUUUAUUUUAUCAAAAGGUUGCUAUUU
This is a messenger RNA of Humulus lupulus (European hop), 1258 nucleotides long. RefSeq names its product loganic acid O-methyltransferase-like. Gene Ontology annotation, molecular function: S-adenosylmethionine-dependent methyltransferase activity. Gene Ontology annotation, biological process: methylation. Lineage: Eukaryota; Viridiplantae; Streptophyta; Magnoliopsida; Rosales; Cannabaceae. The record is from RefSeq and is a predicted model, not a curated record. The transcript has 3 exons. The coding region runs from base 75 to 1154 and encodes 359 amino acids.